GAGCGCACGUGAAGCAUCUAAGGGGGAGGGAUCUAAGCUUAAACUCUCAGACCUCCACCGCCCCCGUGCGACCGCAGCCUUUUCUAACCGAAGCUACUCACUGCAGCCAUUUUGGCGUCGUCCCAGGCCCGCGGGUUCCAAACCGAAACAGGAAGUGGGCUCGGAACCCUCGAAACCGGGAACAAGGGCUACCUUUCGCGCGCUCUAGCGACCCCGCCACUUGUGGGUCCCACUGCCCCGGUCCUGCGUGUUACCGGUCUCUUGCCCCUCCUCCCGCCCGGCGAACCCGUGAGAUCAUGUCGAACAUGGAGAGUAUCCUUUCCGUCGCUCAAGAGUCCAGUUAGUGCUGUGCCUGUUCACAUGGGUGUGGGGUCAUCCACUGAGGCAUGGGCAAACUUCCAGUAGUCAUCACCUGAGGAAAGUGAUUCUCCCAACUCCAACAGCCUCAAGUGCCAGUACUUCAAAUGCCAGCUACAUGUGGGGCCUCAGUAGCCCCUCUCCCACUAGUGCUGGGACUUUAAUGGGCUUGAACCUGUAUUGUACAGAAUAGGUGGCCCAAGAACUUCUGGACUCUAGUCUUCCCAUCUUUCAAACACUUAUUUAACAUGAAGUUUGCUGCAAAAGAACUUAAUAGGAAUGCCAAGAGGUGUGAUAAGGAAGAAAAAGCUGAAAAGGCCAAGAUAAAAAAGGACUCUCUGUGCUCUGCCCACGGUUUGGCUAUGAGUCUCAGGAUCUGCUUUGAUGCACUGCCAGGUAGAGUCUUCCAGAGGCCUUCUGUGGCCAUUCAGAAGGGCAAUACUGAAGUUGCAAGAAUACAUGCAGAAAAUGCAAUCCGUCAGAAAAAUCAAGGAAUCAAUUUCUUGAGAAUGAGUGCUAGGGUUGAUGCUGUGGCAGCCAGAGUUCAAACUGCAAGAACCAUGGGCAAGGUGACAAAAUCCAUGGCAGGUGUUGUUAAAUCUAUGGAUGCUACAUUGAGGAGUAUGAACCUUGAGAAGAUUUCUGCUUUAAUGGACAAAUUUGAGCAUCAGUUUGAAACAUUGGAUGUUCAAACACAACAAAUGGAAGAUACAAUGAGUAGCACUACAACCCUAACAACACCACAGAACCAAGUGGAUAUGCUGCUGCAAGAAAUGGCAGAUGAAGCUGGGCUUGAUCUCAACAUGGAGCUCCCCCAGGGUCAAACAGGCUCAGUUGGUGCAAGUGUUGCUUCUACAGAGCAGGAUGAACUGUCACAGAGGCUUGCUCGUCUUCGUGAUCAAGUGUAACUUAAGUGACUGGUGCUUCUGUUUCUUCCAUGUGUUUCUGAAACAUCAUUUGUGUGUGUAGACAUAGAUAAAUUACACUCCAAUUACAAAAAUACCAUACAUGCCGGAAUAUUUGAACAUUAUUUAUACAUGAUGUUUUCUUUUGCCUUGUGUAUUUCAUAGUACAUUAAGAAAUUCCAAGGAAUUUCCACAUUGGAAUAUUUUAUAGUUCUGUAUAUUAUGUGUAAAAGUGUCAGGGUCAUAUUUUUGUAGAUGUCUUUAACAAAGCCAGCAUUAGUUUUAUAUAUAUUAUGCAUAUUCCUCAAACAUUAAACAAACAUCUAGCACGGAAGUACUACUUAAGUAAAGUAAUUUUGUCAGAAUAAUGUGUAGAAUAAAGGCUUUGCCUGUAUUUUUUUUGUUUUUUUUUUUUUAGUUGGAAGUAAUUUUCAGUUUUUAUCUGUGAUGAAAUUUGAUUUUGUAAAAAUGAAAACACAGAAAGCAUGUUUAUUUAAUAUGUAUUCAUAGCCCAGACAUCUUAUUUUAAUAGUAUCACAAAAUACACUGUAUUGUUUUCUAUGGGAUUUUUGAAAAUUAUUUUUUAUUUUGAAUAUGUGGUUGUUUUGUUCGCUUUUAUAUUAUUUACUACUUAUGUGUGUCUGGUACCGACAGAGACCAGAAUAAGACACUGGAUCCCCUGGAACUUACAGACAGUUGUGAACAAACAGGUGGAUGCUGAGAUUUAACCCUAUUUCUUCUAGAAGAGAGGCCAGUUCUCUGAAUUCAGCCAUGUGUUCAACCCCUGUUUUAUGUUGUUAUUUUUUUAUUUUGUUUUUUGCUUGUUUAUUUUAGAGACAGGGCAGAAAUAUAUAGCCCAGAGUAGCCUGAAACUCAGUGAGUCUCCAGUCUUGGUCUCUAGGUGUAUGCCACCACACUCAGAACAUUUUCUAUAAUUAAUGAGGGUUUUUUUGUGCAUUAGUUAUUUUUCUUUUUCUGUGAUAAACAACAACAACAACAAAAAAUAUCCAGAAGUGGCAUAUGGAAGAAAGAAGUUAGUUUAGUUUAUGGUUCCAGAGUGAUAAGGUUCCGUCAUGUUAGGUAAAUGUAGCUGUAAGAGCAGGUACCUGAGCUGUCACAUAUUCUGUGGCAAACACAAAGCAGAGGGAAGAAACUUAAAGAGGUACAGGGCUAUAAGCUCUCAAAGCCUGCCCCAGUGACAUACUUUGUUUCAUAAAGCUCCAUAUCCCUAAAAUUUCCCCCAAACAUCAUCACCAGCUGGGAAACAGUUAUGCAGAGGCGUGAGCCUAUGGACCAUAUUUCUCAUUCAGACCAUCACAUUCCUCUCCCUGUCUUUCAUAGGCUCAUGGCCUAGUAAAUGUAACCACCCCACCGAUAAAAUCUAAAAGCAAAUAACAUACAGUGGCACAGAAUAUACCUUAUCAUUUUAAAAGGGAUGAAUGGGGCCAUAACAAGGAAAUGCUGGACUACAGAAAGACUAAAAGCUUGCAGGGCAAACAGAUAAGCAAAUCCUGUAGCUCCAUGUCAGAUGUCUGAAACUUUACACUCAAAGGGCCUGGCUGGCUUAACCCCAGCAGCUUUUCUACCUGAAGCAGCAGCCCACCUUCUGGUGCGAACUUAUAUUAGUUACUUUCCUGUUGCUGUGAUUUAAACACCAUGGCCAGAGCCAAUUUAUAUAUGAAAGAGUUUACUUGGGCUCAUAGUCCAGAGGGAUAAGAAAGAGUCCAUCAAGGCAUGGAGGCAUGACAGCAGGAGCAGGAAACUGAGAGAUUGCAUCUUCCAUGGCAGACAUGAAGCAGAGAGAGCAACCUAGAAGUAAGGCUAUGCUGUACACUCUCAGUGCUUCUUGCUUGUGACAUAAUUCCUCCAUCAAAAUUGCACCAUAACCUUCCCAAAGAACAGCACAAACCGGUGAUCAACGUUUCAAAUAUGUAAGCCUACUAUGGCAGAUAUUUCUCAUUCAAACUACCAUAGUAUGUAAGGAGGAACACAGUAACUAUUUACUCUGUUUUCAUCAGUUGUUAAGUUUAAAUUUUUACAAUUUUAUUCAAUAAUUUAAUCUGACUGUUCAUUAAUUUUUAAGGCCUUUUAAUUGGCAAUCUGUUUUAUAGCUAGGAAAAUUCUGCAACAUUAAUUCAAAGAAAAUAAGAUUUGUUUCUUUUUAAAUUUUCUUUUGCAAUAUAUUAUUGUUUCAGUUCCCAGAAAACUCUUUUUUAUGGUGUCUCCUAGGUAAUAGCCAGGUCAUGAUGAAGCUGAAUAUCUCCUUCCUAGGCACCAGCUGUCAAAAAUUCGUGGACUUAGAAAAUGAACACAAACACGGUACUUUCUCUGAGACAUGCAUGCCCAAAAGUGUAGCUGCUGGUGCUCUGGGUUAUGUAGUCUAGAUUAGUGGUGGGAAUGGCAAACAAGGUUUUGUUUUCCAAUGAAGCGAGGUAUCUUGACGAUGCCAGUGUUUUCCUGCUGUUGAAUAAAGGUCAUUCUUGUUAUAGGCCAAAGAGAUCUGGAAAAAGAAAGCACAAGUCUGUUCAUGGUGCGUUGUGGAUCCAAUCUGAGUGUUCUCAAUGUGGUUGUGAAAUAAGGAGAGAAGCAUAUUCCUGGAUUGACAGUACCACUGUGCAAUUAGGGUCUCAAAGAGCUAGCCAGAUCAAAAGGCUCUAAAUAACAUGGUAUCUGAGAAAGAAGCUGAGGGACAAAGCACCCAAGGUUCAGUAUCUUGUUACUCACAUGUACUGCAUCACAGACUCCAUUGCAUUGCUCUGAAGAAACAAUGCACUAAGAAAAAUGAGGAAGCUACAGAGUAUUGCAAACUUUUGGCCAAGAGAGUGAAGGAAGCUGGAAAAAAAAAGCCAGAAACAGGUUGUCAAGAUGUGGAGGCUAUCCUUGCUGAGAGCUUCACCUUGUAUUUCUGAGUACAAUCGAAAUAAGUCUUCAUGAGUCACAUAAAUGUUCACACCUUGAAAGAAAAAGAUUCUUAGAAAAAUGGCUUUUUAUAAAGGCCAGUUAACAUUAUAUUAAUGUCACAGUUGUACAUGUGAUUAUUAAUUCAUUUCCCAGAAUCAUUUUUAAGACAGUAACCUUUAAUAACAAAAAUAAUAAGUAGAGGUAGAUAAAAUAAAGUGUUUUGUCUAGUCAUACAAGCACCCUCCAUCCCAGUGAAAGUUGGGAGAAUAAGAUAGAGUCAAGGGUCACCAAAGACAGCAUUGUACAAAAUACAGACUAAUAAACCAAAGCCCUAAGAAAACACCUCUGAUCAUUUGCUGUACUACUUGUAAUAUCCUCAGUAAUAUUUAUAUUUGACCAAGUAAGAGUAAACACUUUAGCACUUGUCUGCAUUUUUGAUGUUGCAGUUUCAAUUGUAGGAAAGUGAACAGAUUAUUUUUUAGCAAGUAUACUGCUAACCUAUAGUAAGACCAAUCCAAGAAAGAAUUCUAGCAUAUCUUGAAGUUCAAUGGAAAUAUGACACUCUGUGUUUUCUCCCCAGUAGUCCAAAUUUUAUUUUUCUUAUAAGUCUUAAAGGUAUUCAAAAUGAUAUCAUGAGAAUACUUUUUCACUAAAUCACUACAUACUCAACUACUUAUAUAUGAUAUCUCUUAUGCAUAAGAGUGUAUAUAAGUGAAGAUUCUAUUGCUACUAAGUGAAGAACAUUUGUUCUGAACGUUGACUACACAUUGCAGUUGGAAAGCUUUAAAAACUCUGUCUCCGUCUCUAUCUGAGUGUGUGUGUGGGGGGGGUUGUCAGGGGUGAUCAUUUGGUACUGGAUAACUAAUUGGUGAGCUCUUCCCUAGGGAAGUCUAUUUUCCUGCUCUUAGCAUUUAUUUGCCUAUGGUUUCAAUUAAUGAAAAAAAGAAGUCACAAAUUUGAAAGAGUGCAAGGAGGAAUAUAUAGGAGGGUUUGGAGGGAGGAAAGGGAAAUAGUGUGAUUAUAUUUGUAACCUAUAAAACAAUUUAAAACAAAAUCCUGAAUUGAAAUUAUACUAAUUAACUACAGUUUUCUGGGGUAACUCCUCCAGAUACUGUUCUACCCCUUUCAUUUCAAAGAAGAGUAUCUAUGGCAAUGAUUCUAGUUUCAUUGGUUUUAGGGACCUACUAGAGAUGAGGAUGCUAGAAGACAAUUGUAUACUAUAUGUUAACAAUAUUGCUUUUUUUGUUUUACUUUUUUUAAUUUUUAAUUUUUAUUUUUUAUAUUAUUUACAAUUUAUUCACUUUGUAUCCCUCAUUCUCUCCUGAUCCCCAUCCACCCUCUCUCAUUUCCUCCCUGCCCCUCUCUAAGUCCACUGAUAGGGCAGGUCCUCCUCCCCUUCCAUCUGACCCUAGUUUAUCAGGUCUUAUCAUGGCUGGAUGCAUUGUCUUCCUCUAUUGUCAGAGACAGUCCCUAUUCCCCUUACUAGGGUACCCACUUGGAUACUGAGCUGCCAUGGACUACGUCUGAGCAGGGGUUCGAGGGUAUAUCCAUGCAUGGUCCUUGGUUGGAAAAAUCAGUCUCAGAAAAGAUCCCUUGGCCCAGAUAUAUUUGGUCCUUGUGGAGCUCCUGUCCUCUCCAAGUCAUAUUAACUCCCCCUUCUUUCCUAUGAUUCCCUGCACUCUGCCCAAGGUUUGGUUAUGGGUCUCAGCAUAUGUUUUGAUACACUGCUAAGUAGAGUCUUUCAGAGGCCCUCUAUGGUAGACUCCUGUCCUGUUUCUUAUCUGCAUGUCCAACGUAUUUUUAUUUUUUUAACUUAUAUGCUCCUUCUAUUCUUACCUUUUAUUCCCAAAGGCAAUCUUGCAUUUAGUGUUGCAAUAUAUGACAUGUUUAUUGUAUGUAAUACUUUAAAACCAUGGAGUUUGUCACUUUCAUGAUAACAAGUGUGCUGGAUGGUUUUAUGUCAUUUUUGCACAAGUUAAAGUCAUCUGAGAGGAGGGAAUAUCAAUUUAAAAGAUAUCUUUGUAUCAUCAAGUUGUAGGCAGGCCUGUAGGGCAUUUUCUUAAUUAGUGGUUGAUGGAGGAGGGCCCAGCCCACUAUAGUCCUGGAUUCUGUAAGAAAGAAGGCUGAGCAAGAAAUGAGGAGCAAGCUAGUAAGCAGCACCCCUCCAUGGCCCCUAGAUCAACUCCUGCCUCCAAGUUCCUGCCCUGUUUGAGUUGCAGUCCUGACUCCUUUCUGUGAUGAACAAUGGUUAUGGAAAUGUAAGCCAAAUAAACCCUUUCCACCCAAAUUUGCUUUUUGGUCAUAAUGUUUCAUCACAGUAAUAGAAACCUGAAUUAAGACAACAGGCAAGUAAGUGAAUUUCCUUUGUGCUUCAUCAUCUUCAUUUUUACUGUAAAAUGUAAAUUAUUAUAUUACCUAAAAUAAAAGUUCUGAGUGGAACACUUCAAGGACAUAUUUUCAUUGAGCAUUGAGACAUCAAAGCAUUAAUUGAUCCAUGUCAGUCUCUGAGAAUCAAUUUUCAACUGUCAUCCCAGAAAAAAGAUAUUCAAUUUGCUAAGAAUAAUAUUUUUAGACUCAAAUAAUAGAAAACCUGAGCGUAUACUUUGAAGUAUAAACUAAACCCUGUAGCUAAAAGAGGUUAUAAAGUCUUCUGAAGGUAGAGAUAGUCACUGUGAGAAUUAAAGGAAUUCCUACGGUCCUUGGCUUAGAAAAGUUUUUAGCUGCCAUUCAUCUAACAUCCUCAUUGGUUAUACAAUACAAAUGGAAGUUAUAAAGAAAAUGACAUACUCGAAGUCACCGGAAAAUAGUAACAUAGCUGUGAUUUGAAGAUAAGAACUGAUCUUGAAUACCAGGCUUUUGCUGCCAUUUUACAUUCUGUACCUGUCUUUGUGACUGUCUAUAUCUGAACUCUUUGUGUCCCACACUAAAAACAAAGAUUUGAUGUGAGCCAUUAAACAGCAGGCCUGGGUUUUGGAAGACAUGGAGUUCAUGUGAUCAGUUAUGGUUCCUUGUGCACUAUACAAACUGUAUGCAUCAGAAACAUGGGGAUCCGGAAAUUUGUGCCUAGGGACCUUUCUUAUUUAGUGCAAACUGCUAUUCAUUUUCUAUCACCAAAUAGAAAAGUGCAAGCCUUAGCUGAUUGUUUAGCUUCUACAUACAAUAUAAUUUGUAUGUAUGUGUGUCCUUUUUAACAGGUUUAAAGGAUUCAAAGUUCAGGAGUUAAUAAAGCAGGAGUGGACAAUGAGGUAGCUCAGCCGGUAAAAUACACCUAGAGUGCAAGCUUGAUGACCUGAAUUUGAUUCUUGGAAUUCACAUAAGGUAAGGAGAGAACUGACACCUCAGAGCUAUUAGCUCCACACACAUACAUACACACACACACACACACACACACACACACACACACAUGCAUGCAUGAACACAUCUUGAUUCUAAAAAUAAUAAUAAAUGAGGUCAGGAUAGUGUUUUUAGUCUUAAAAUUAAAGCAAGCAUUAUGCCAAAGGAGCAGAUAAAUAGUCCAUGGAGAGGUUGUGGAUGGAUGUUUAAAAGUUUUAUAUAUGAAAAAGGAUCUUGAUUUUUUAGGAUAUGGUUCUGGAAAUACAGUAUCUUCAAGUGUCAUUACGUUAUCUUAUAGAUGAAAUGAAUGCUUUCAAAAACAAAAUCUACCUACAUCUUUCUUCCUGCCCUACAUACAAAAAAAAUUGAAAAGUAAUAAAAAAUUGAGUCAACAACCAUCAAGAGCUCCUUUAAAAUGCAAACCUUAAUUUUCCCUCCCAUGUUAUAUGUUAGUUCCAGCCUGUUAGAAAAGACCGAGAUAAAUUGAUAUGACCUGGAAGUUGAUAAAAUCCAUGACAGUUAAACACUAACUUUUCCUUCAAACAUUUAACAGAGAAUUACUUUGAAUGUCCCAAAAUGCCUAUACUCACAUCUUCUGCAGGUGUACUUUGUUUCCAUGAUUAAAUGUUAAUGUUCCAAGACAUUUCAAUUGUUUAGACAGAAAAUAUUAAACUAAUAUUUAUUAUAUUAAUACCAAAAUGCUAAUUUAGCUAAUCAAAGGAGAUUGUAGAAUGAGACUAGAAACCUUGCUUCAAGAGCCUUCCAUGGAGGAUCUCUAAAAGGCUCUACCCACCAGGGUAUUGAAGGAGAUACUGAGACUCAUAGCCAAACUUUGGGCAGAGUGCCAGAAACCUUGUGGAAGAAGAGGGAGAUAGAAAGACCUGGAGGGGUCAUAAACUCCACAAAGAGAACAGCAAUGCCAAAAAACCUGGGCACAAGGAGGACUUCAGAGAUCGAUACACUAACCACAAGGACCUUGCAUGGUGAGGCCUUAGACCCUCUGCUCAGAGGAAGCCCGUAAGCUACUCAGUUUCCAAGUGGUUUUCAUAGUAAGGGGUACAGGGGCUGUCUCUGACAUGAAUUCAGUGGCUGGCUCUUUGAUCACCUCCCCCUCUGGGUUGCAGCCUUGCCAGGCCACAGAGGAAGAUAAUGCAGCCAGCCUUGAUAAGACCUGAUAGGCUAGGGUCAGAGGGAAGGAAAGGAGGUCCUCCCCUGUCAGGGGACUAGGGAAAGGGCAUAGGGGGAGAAAAGUGAGGGUGGAUGGGACUGGAAGGAGAUGAGAGAGGGGGCUGCAGCAGGUAUACAAAGUGAAUAAAUUGUAAUUAAUUAAGAAAAGUUAGAACAUAUGGCUUUCUCUCUCCCCUAAAUCCUUUGAGCUUUAAUUUUUUUAGUAUUUAAACUCUGUACCCAAUUUUAAGUAUAUUUGUGUACAAAGAUCCACUUAGCUGAAAUAUAAUGAAUACUGUGAUCACAUGGAAUGAGUAAGAUGCAGAGGCUAUUCAGAAGUGGUUUGGCAAACCCUGCUGAUUAAAUUAUCAGCAAAUUUGUGACUUGGUUCACUUUAAUCUUGUAAUUGGUCAUGCUGAGAACAUGGAAGAAUGUAUUGGUACUUUUUAAAGCUCAAUUUGCUUUCGGUAAAUUGUUAGAACUUUAUUAGCUUUGACAGCUACUUUCAAAAUUGUCCACGUGUUUCUUGACAUAUUCAAGUGACUGUUGUGAAAACAGCACUUCUGUUCCACUUUUACACAUUGCUUGUAAGCUAUUAAUCACCUCAUUUUUAUUUGAUUAAUUAUAUUAAUGUAUUCCUAUUACCAUCAUUUUAGAGCUUAAGAUAUUUAUCACUAUGUGUGUGUGUGUGUGUGUGUGUGUGUGUGUGUGUGUGUGUGUGUGUGUGAUGGGAACAUUUUAUAGGCCAUAUCAACUUAUGUUUUACGUUUCUUUAUCCAGCAUUGACAGUCUCCCUUUUAAUUGGGGCAUUUAGACUAUUUUCACUUAAUAUAAGUAAUGUUAAUAAACAAGUGGACAAUUUUGAAAGCAAGCAGUAUAUUUAGCCUUAAAUAUACUGAUCCUCUUAUUUGUUUCCAUUUCUGUUUGCAUUCAUUUAAUCAAGCAUUUUUUCACAAUGAUGUCGUAGGUGUUAUGUCAGCUGAUUAGGUAUAAUUAAUUAGAAUAUAUAUAUAUAAUAUACACAUAUAUCACUUCAUGUAGAGUAUAACUUCUAUCUCUCUUCUCAUCUUGCCUUUUGUUAUUAUAAGAAUAUUAUGUUUUAAUUGUUUUUCUAAAUGUUCUACCAUAUUUUAAGGAGAUUUAAACAAAUUUAGUGAUAAUUAUUCUAAUUGUAGAUGUUGUGUAUAUGCAUACACACACGUGUGCCUAUAUCAUCUUUGUAUUAUAGAAUUGGCCAGUGUCGAUUUCUGGAGACUUUGGUAUUUUGUUAAAUGUGACUGUUGUGUAAA
This is a messenger RNA of Meriones unguiculatus (Mongolian gerbil), 9952 nucleotides long. Its product is annotated as charged multivesicular body protein 1B2. The coding region runs from base 606 to 1265 and encodes 219 amino acids. The transcript has 11 exons. Lineage: Eukaryota; Metazoa; Chordata; Mammalia; Rodentia; Muridae. Gene Ontology annotation, cellular component: ESCRT III complex; multivesicular body. Gene Ontology annotation, biological process: endosome transport via multivesicular body sorting pathway; late endosome to vacuole transport; protein transport. The record is from RefSeq and is a predicted model, not a curated record.